This is a messenger RNA of Racocetra fulgida, 541 nucleotides long. Lineage: Eukaryota; Fungi; Glomeromycota; Glomeromycetes; Diversisporales; Gigasporaceae. The record is from the annotation of a GenBank genome assembly.
AUGGCAACCGAAAGUUUUGUUUUAGUUAUAACAGGUGCUUCUUCUGGUAUUGGUAGAGGGAUUGUCCUAGAAGCUAUCAAAAAUGGAGCUCGGGUUAUUGGAUGCAGUAGAAGUAGUGAAAAGCUCGAAGCAUUGAAAAAUGAAGUAGUUAAACAAGGUUAUUCUGCAGAUUCAUUUAAUUAUAUAGCUGGUGAUGCAUCAAACAAAGAUGUGGCGAAAGCUGCUAUUGAAAAAGCCAUUGAACUUUGCGGUCGUAUCGACGUUCUUAUUAAUAAUGCUGCCUUAAAUAUGAUUACCGCAUGUUUGGCUGAAGAAGAAAAAGAAAUUCAAACAAUUGCGAUUUGUCCAGGACCUGUAUACACUGAGACUAUGGAAGCUAAUUAUAAAAAAAUUGAACCUCUAAGCAAAUAUAGCAAAGAAGAAUUACGUGAAAGAAUAUUCCAUCCUGAAGAUACAGGGCACUAUGUUUGGCGUUUGAUUACUAACUUUCCCACCGAAUUUAACGGAAAGUUUGUAAAUUCUGCCGAACCAUCCUUAGCCA